GGGAGAAUAAAUAGUGGAGACAGCAGCCCAGAGAACAUGCCCACAGCUUCCAGUCCCCAGCCUCUGGGCGCUUGGCUCCCGGCUCGCAGCCUCCCACCAUGGCUCGGCCUCUGGCCCUGGCUCUGCUCCUCUUGGCCCUCACUGUCUGCUGCCCCGGAGCCCAAGGGGGAGACAACGGAGCCCCAGACUGCUGCCUGGCCUACACCCAGCAGAUCGUCCGCCUGAACAUCGUCCGUUCCUAUCGCCAGCAGGACACAAACGGGGGUUGCACCAUCCCGGCCGUCAUCUUCAGCCCCAAAAACCCGAAAAGGAAGGAUAUAUGUGCCGACCCCAGCAUGCCUUGGGUCCGGGAACUCCUGCGCAAGCUGGACAGGUUUCCGAAGGGGUCGUGCGGGAAGAACCGAAGCCAAGGCCAGACCUGCAGACGGACAAAGGACACUCCCAAGCCCAAGAGAAAGAGGGCCCAGUGACCCCCUCCCAGACCCACGCUGAAGGUCCCAAACUCAGCGGCUGCCAGAACCGGAGCGGGUCUGGGACAGGAAGGGGCAAGGCUGAGACUCGGCAGGCCGGCCCCGGCCCUGCCUCCCCACACCAUGGGGCAGAUCCCAGCUUCCCUGGAACUGGAAGGAGCAGAGCGGCAGGGACCCCCUUCUUCCCCCCCUCCCCUUGUAAAUACCCUUUGGAUCCGACUCAAUAAACCGUGUGAACCCCA
This is a messenger RNA of Ornithorhynchus anatinus (platypus), 712 nucleotides long. RefSeq names its product C-C motif chemokine ligand 21 (gene CCL21). The record is from RefSeq and is a predicted model, not a curated record. Gene Ontology annotation, biological process: lymphocyte chemotaxis; neutrophil chemotaxis; positive regulation of GTPase activity. Gene Ontology annotation, cellular component: extracellular region. Gene Ontology annotation, molecular function: chemokine activity; CCR chemokine receptor binding. Lineage: Eukaryota; Metazoa; Chordata; Mammalia; Monotremata; Ornithorhynchidae. Bases 99 to 470 code for a protein of 123 amino acids. The transcript has 4 exons.